AUGGAGGCGACGGGGGACGCUGUGGAGUUGGCGCUGCAGCGGUACCGCAGCAGUGUGCGCGGGAAGCUGCUCGGUGAGGCUCUAGUGGAAUCCUCGUCCCUUGUCGCUGCAGCACUGGCGGAGAUGUCGCAGUCGCACGCCCGUACGGUGUCGGAGAUGAACGCGCAGGUUGCAGGGCUGCAGGAGCAGCUCUUCGAGGCGGUUGCCGUCAUUGAAUCACUGGGAGGGCAAACCGCCGAUGACACGCACGCGUUCUCGCCUCCGUCCGUGGCACAGCGUUCUUUUGCGCUAGAGGUCGACACAAGUUCGCACGAGAAGGGUGAUGACAGCACGCGGAGACCCACAGAAACGGAGGAGACUCGGCUAACGGAUGAACAAGAGCAACAGCAGCGCCUGUCGUCUCUGGGGGGUGCGACAUCUGAGGCGUUUCGUACAGCACAAAGUGGCAGUCGGUGCACAGGUGGGACCGCCCUUCCAGAAAGCGACCCGGCUCACUCCCCACUCAGCGCGGAGCUUCUUCAGACCCGUGGCACAUUGAAGUUGCAGCAGCAGCAACAAGCAUCUAUGGGGGCGCAGCUGAAGGAGUUGACCGCGCUGUUGUCAAGGGUGGUGAAGGAGAAUGCCACGUAUCGUCAAGAAGUUCAGCUCCUGCGUGCGACAACGGUCUCCGUCGAGGAGCACCGACGACUUUUGCAGGAGCGUGAUGCGCUGGAGCAGGAGUGUCAAACCAUGAAAGUGGAAUUGCAGCGUUUAAAGGCAGAAAUGGAGACGGCGUUGGGUGCUGGGUCUUUGCUGCCGCAGCAGCAGCAGGGGACGAGCUUGCUGGACUUGGGUCAUAUACAUGAAGGCGUUCAUGCCCUGCUGCAAAACCCCUCCGUGUCGGCGGUGUCAGCAGAAGUAGCAGCCGAGGACGUUACACACAGCUCGAGCUGGAGGCAACAAACCUUUCACUCGGCGCAUAGCCAGUCGGCGGAGGUUAUGCAUCCUGCUCCCACUUGGAACGGGGAGGAGUUGCAGCACGAAGGCCUUUGGAAGACAGCCAUUCGAGAGCUGGAGCAGCAGGCCGUUAUUGCGGCAUCGCAAUUUUCUGCUGCGGAACGACUGCGUGAGGCAGAGAGCCGCAUCGAGGAACUAGAGAGCCUCGAGGCGGAACUACGCACCGCGCUGGAAAUGCUGGAGGCUGAGGACAAGUGCGUUCGCGAGGACUGUGAGCAGCUGGUGUUCCGCAACGCGGUCCUGACACAGCAGGUGGCUUCCCUGCUUGUACGUGUAGAACGGCAGCGCCGCGUGCUGGAGCGGCAGGAGCUACAGAAACCGUUGCUGGAGGAGGGGGAGUCGGUGUCUGAUUCCGAGGUACUCCUCGCGGACGAGGAGCCGUUGCGUCCCAACAGUCGCCGUACGCAGCGAGGCCGCGUGGCGUCGGCGGUUCAGUCCCUCCUUGAGCGUCGCGGUGCCGUGUCGGCGCAUGCGGCACCGUCAGUAGGAGUGGCAGCCGAGGCAGUGGGCGCUCAAGAGGGUAUUAGCAGUUUCUUGGAUGUCACGCUGCAGCCGGCCGAGCCUCUGGAGGUUGAGGGGGGUGUGCGGACAGGCAUGAGUGUGUUCGCCAGGAGCUCGCAUCGCUCGCGCCGCUUGCUGGCGCUGCGCAACUUGGGCUCCCCGUCUGUGGAGGCGGACGUCACGCGUACUCCGCAGCUCCCGCUCACUGAUUGCCUCACCGGCGUCGCGCUGGGACGUCCGUCGCACUACGCGGUCAUCGCCCCCGAGCCGCUUGCAGCGGCAAAUCGCAGCGGUGGAGGUGGCAGUCACCGCCCGAGUCACAGCAGCGCACACAGUGGGAACUCCGCAGACUCGGCGACAAGGACCUUGUGUGUCAGCGAGGGCACAGAAGAGGAUGGGCAGUUUCUGGAGCUCCUGCGUGAGGACGAGAACCUUGACCGCUACUCCGUCAACUCUGUGGCGCAGCUGCUGCAGCGCAAUCAGGAGCUACUGCAGCAGCUGUACGCAGCAACGCAGCGCGCUGAGGACUUGGAGCGGCGACUGUGCAAACAUGACGACGAAGAAAAUGCCGCGGAAGACGGGGGAAGCCAUGCCACCUCCGACGUGGAGGCCGCGCAGCCGCACCGCCGCGUAAAUCGCAAGCGUAGGCGGGAAGAGACACCGUCCGAGGAGUUGCCGUCACAUCAGCAACAACAACAGCGCAAGGAGGAAGGUGGCGGAUGGGACUCAUUGCAGAGGCGUGCGUUCCGUCAUCACUGCGAAGAGGAAGAAAACAAAGAGGUGCGGGAGGAAGAGGAAGAGGGGGACGACGCAGGGCGGUUUCUCCUGGCGUCGGAUGAUCGCUACCUGCGGCUGAAGGCCCAUAUGGAGGAGCACAUGAGUGCCGUGCUACAGAAGCAUAAGGCCCAGCUGACGUUAACAGACAAUGGCCUGGCUGCCGCGCUCCUUCGCAUACUGGGGCUUGAGCGCAGAUCGGGUGAGGGCGGCAGCGGGAGUAGUGGUCACUGCCGUCACAGCGGCAGCCCAGAGGCGGCGUCAGCGGUGGCAUCCGCAACAGGUACGGUUAACGAUGCCGUUGUCACCUCGCUUGUUCGCCUCUGCACAGAGCUGGGGGUACGUGCGGCCAACCAGACCGUCGAUCUCGUCUCCGCCCAGCAGUCAGAGCACGCGGAGAUGAUGCAGAAGUGCUGGGAAGAGGCGCAGCGUGUCCUUUUACGCUCUGCAGUGGACCUCCAGGCAGCCAUUGCUGGCUUGCCGCACGCUGCACCGUCCGCUGGUGCCCAGAAGUCUGAGGACGCCGCAGCGGCGGGGGUGGGAAGUCGCAGUGAACACGACCAGGCGCAUUUGCUGCAAAAUAUCACAAGUCUGCUGCGCACGGCGUCCCUGAAGGAGCACACCAUUCAGCGGGUCUUGCAAUUGGCUGCCAGGCGACGGCGGAUGGUGCAGCGCGUCUGUGCGGAACCCCUCCAAGAGGCUGGUGACGGUGAUGAACAUGAUGGCGAUGAUGAUGAUGAUGAUGACAUCACCGAUGGGCGACAGGCACUGCGGCAGCUUCAGGUGAAGCUCGAGGGAGCGCAGACGCAGUACGAAAAGCUUCUCACGGCCCAUCACGAGGAGCGGAAGCAGCACACCACUCUUCUGGAUCGCAUGUGGCGCAUGGAGGAGGAGAAGGCUGAUGCCGUACGCUCCCGUGACGAGGCGUUGGAGCGCAUGGCAACUAUGAUGACGCGCGAAGAAUACGAGGCUACUGUUGAUGCACUUGAUGCCGCCAAGGCGACCACGGAGGAUCUGGAGGCACAGCUGCGGUACGCGCAGGAAACCAACAACCAGCAACUGCAGGAACUAAAUCACUGGCGGCAGGUGGGUGUGGAACACGAGCGACAGCGCGAGGCGGACGCCGCAAUUGUGGCGAGGCAGUUGUCCGAUAAGGACCGCCUUAUUGCCCAACUGGUGCAGCAGAAUCACCAGAUUGAGGCACGCAAUGCGGAGCAGCAGGCGAGCAUUCGUCAGAUGGAGGCGUACGCAACACAACAGCGGGAUAAACUGACGGCCCAGUACGAAGAUGAACGGGCGCUUCGAGAGCAGUUGCGCCGCGUAGAGCGUGCGCUGCUGGAGCAGCAAUGCACGCAGGAUCUGUUGUUUGCCAUCUUCCCCGGUGAUCGUGCGUUGGCGGAGAACCGCAACUUGAUUCAGGCAAUGCAUGCUGAGAAGGAGCGACUCGCAGAGACGGUGGCGUCGUUGCAGCUUAGCCUUGACAAGGCGCAUCGUGACUUGGACUCGGCGCAGCUGCGCAUACACGCGGCGGAGCAGGCGCGUCAGGAUGCGGAGUUGCAUCUACAUGAGGCGUCUCUGUGUCGGCCCAACAUCGCACCUGCCACGGUGGCCCGAGCAGAAACAGACGUGGAGACUGUGGAGUUGGAGCUGCUGCAGCGCAUAAACGCCACGCUGCUGGCGGAGAAGCGGGACUGGAUGGAACGGGAGGCGCUCCUGCGUGAACAGCUUGCGGUUCUUGGACGAGAUCCGGUCAGCGAAAACGCGCGACGUUACGGGCUGAAGGCGACCCGGAGCUUCGAAGAACAACUGGUGGAGUUACAAGAACGGUGCCUGGCGCUGCAGGCACGGGUAGAGGAGGCCAAGGGGGUGCAGGAAACCGUAACACGGCUGACCAGCGACGUGGAGUCCUUGACGACGCAGUUGGACGCCACCAAAAGCGCCCUGACGACUCAGCAGGCGUCCAACGAAGCGCUGCAGAAGGAACUGGACACGAUGGUUUUGGCCAUGCAGCAGAAGGAGGAGUCGCACGAUGCGGUGAGGCUGACACUAACGGAGAAAGAGGAGCUCAUCAGCAGCAUCACCGGGGCGGUCAGCAUGCUUGAAAAGGAGGUGGAGAAAAUGGAUGAGCGUCUGCGCGCUGGCGACGAGGAGAGACAGCGACUCUACCAGGACAAUGUUAAGCUCAUUGAAAACGUCGCGGCGCUGAUGGAAGAUGUGAAGAAGAAAGAGGCGGAGCGGAAGGCGGCGCAGGCGGCCUUGGCGCAAGGGCUUGCCUCCGCCUCGGCGGCCGCGGCGUCGCAUCGCUGGCGGGGUCGCAGCGCUGGGGGUGGCAGCAGCACGGGGCCGAUGUCCAUCACCGGCUCACUCGGGAGAACACCCACUUAG
Messenger RNA from Trypanosoma rangeli, 4656 nucleotides. RefSeq lists its product as uncharacterized. Bases 1 to 4656 code for a protein of 1551 amino acids. NCBI's taxonomy places the organism in Eukaryota, Euglenozoa, Kinetoplastea, Trypanosomatida, Trypanosomatidae. The transcript has a single exon. The record is from RefSeq and is a predicted model, not a curated record.